UCUCUGGGGCGACAUGACCCAGCCUUCAUUCGGUUUCCAUAGCGUCCGCACUCCGGGGACCCGCCGCUUUAAUCUUUGCUGACGACACAGUAAAGUUGGCUGAAUCGCACGUAUUUGGUAGAAUCGGCGGCAUGAGACGCGAUUGCUGACAAGUCACCUGAAAAUAUCGAUUUGCUGUGAGGAACUGGGCCAGCUGCACCCAAAAGAAGGGCUUCGAGGACUACAAGUUGCGAAUAUACUGGAGAAAGAGCAAAAAAGUGGGCGAGAACUUGUAUGCAAAAGGAGAAAAAAAAAACACUUGAAAAAAUAGGCUUGGAAAGAAGGAUGGUGGCAAACGGUGCUGUUAGAAAUGCACGCUAUUGCGCCCAACACUAUUAAAACAACGAUAGGGUUGAAAUAAUUAGAGUAUCUGUCGAUAUCGCUGGAAUCUGAGCCGUUGACUGCUCCAGAAAAGCAUCAUUAAACCGGAGCAAUCAGAGCACUUGUCAAUACCACAUGUUUUGCAGUGUCCAUGCUGCUGUAGGGGUUCUCGCGUUGGAGUAACCGUCAGGUCUGUCAAUACUGCAAGCUUUGCACAACCUGUGGUGCUGAAAACCUGACCAAGCUGGUGUGUUUGGUGUCUUGUACUAUCCAAGGUGCUGCAUUACCGUUCCUAAAGAACUGAAUGUAGGUCGUGUGGGGAAAUACUGGGAACGCAGGAGUGACUCAUUCAAUGCAAUGUGAAUUGCAGUGCCCAAGGUGCAGAAGCGCUGCGUGAAAUAAUUUGCACAAGCUUCCGAAAUUCUGGUGAAAGCACAUUGGAGUACAAGGUCCGUAGUCUGUGGAUUGCUGUCCAAGGUGCUGAAACGCUUGACGACACUGUAGUCAUCUGAAAAUUUCUUGUGUAUGACACUGCUCAGGGUCCAGAAUUCUGAAAGGGAAACUAAACUAUUGGAAAUUCCGUUUUCACACCUGCCCUUUUUCGCCGGAGGUGUUAUGUUGACCUUCUAAGUAGUCGUCGUGUCCUCCACGAGACUGGAAAUAAAGCAAGGAUUCCGUUAAAGUCGGUUUUGAGUCUUGCUCAUAUUUUUAUGCAACAAAACAUAUUAGUGAUUAUUAUUUCCCCCCUUUCGUCGCACCCCAGCGCGAUGGCACUAUCUGCCUCUGCGAAGAGUCAAUCGAGAGAACAGCCAAAGACUUUUUAAUUCGACUCUGUGAGCGGCGUGUCAGGAGAUCCCAAUCGUCGCAUGCACGCGUGCUGCUAGAGCUCGUCUUUUGGAUCGACAAAAAUAGACGAUUCGGGUCAUUUUAAAGCUGCAGUAAAAGUUGUAUGGUUCUCGCUAUGUGCAAUUCCACUUUAACAUAAUAUGAUCCUCUAAUUAACGUAAAAAAAGAAUCAGCAGCAGAAUCUACUGGUAUGGAGUCCGUGAAGGAACGAAUUUUCGUCCAUGGCAAGGAGGGUCUGAAGAAUUUUGCAGGAAAAUCACUGGGGCAGCUUUACAGGGUUUUGGAAAAGAGACAAAAAACUGGGGAAGUCAUCGAACUGACGGAGGAUGGGAGACCCGUGGAUACCCCUCAGAAGAAGGCGCCCCUCUGCGACUGCACCUGCUUCGGUUUACCCCGCCGUUACAUCAUCGCCCUCAUGAGCGGGAUCGGCUUCUGCAUCUCGUUCGGAAUCCGAUGCAACUUGGGAGUGGCCAUAGUAGACAUGGUCAACAACAGCACCAUCCACCGAGCUGGGAAGAUCAUUGUAAAAGAGAAAGCAAAAUUUAAUUGGGACCCGGAGACUGUAGGAAUGAUUCAUGGUUCUUUUUUCUGGGGUUAUAUUAUCACUCAGAUCCCAGGAGGAUAUAUAUCAUCGCGACUGGCAGCAAACAGGGUUUUUGGUGCGGCCAUCUUGCUCACAUCUACCCUGAACAUGCUGAUUCCUUCUGCAGCACGUGUGCACUAUGGCUGUGUGAUAUUUGUCAGAAUUCUUCAAGGAUUAGUCGAGGGUGUCACCUACCCUGCCUGUCACGGCAUCUGGAGCAAAUGGGCCCCUCCUCUAGAAAGAAGCAGACUGGCCACAACUUCCUUCUGUGGUUCUUAUGCUGGUGCUGUCAUAGCCAUGCCUUUGGCCGGGAUCUUGGUGCAAUAUUCUGGGUGGUCUUCAGUUUUCUAUGUUUAUGGAUGCUUCGGAAUUUUCUGGUAUAUGUUCUGGAUUCUGGUGUCCUAUGAGAGUCCAGCUGUGCACCCUACAAUUUCAGAAGAGGAAAGGCGCUAUAUAGAAGAGAGUAUCGGAGAAAGUGCCAGCCUUGUCAGUGCUUCAGAGAAAUUCAAAACACCAUGGAGAAAAUUCUUUACCUCAAUGCCGGUCUAUGCAAUCAUUGUUGCCAACUUCUGUCGAAGCUGGACUUUCUACUUGCUGCUAAUCAGCCAGCCAGCCUACUUUGAAGAGGUUUUCGGGUUUGAAAUAAGCAAAGUAGGGAUGCUGUCUGCUGUGCCACAUCUAGUUAUGACCAUAAUUGUACCCAUUGGGGGACAGAUUGCAGACUUCCUCCGGAGCAAAAAGAUUCUUUCAACAACUGCUGUCAGGAAAAUCAUGAAUUGUGGAGGAUUUGGCAUGGAAGCAACUCUGCUGCUGGUGGUUGGCUAUUCUCAUAGUAAAGGAGUAGCCAUUUCAUUCCUUGUUCUUGCUGUAGGUUUCAGUGGAUUUGCCAUAUCAGGUUUUAAUGUCAACCACCUGGACAUCGCACCUCGAUAUGCCAGCAUCCUGAUGGGCAUUUCCAAUGGUGUUGGGACAUUGUCUGGGAUGGUAUGUCCAUUGAUUGUAGGAGCGAUGACAAAGCACAAGACUCGUGAAGAGUGGCAAUAUGUCUUCCUAAUUGCCGCACUGGUCCACUACGGGGGAGUGAUAUUCUAUGGUUUAUUUGCCUCCGGAGAAAAACAAGCCUGGGCGGACCCUGAGCUGACAAGCGAUGAGAAGUGUGGCUUCAUUCAUGAGGAUGAGUUGGAGCAAGAGACAGGAGACAUUACUCAGGGCUACAGUGCCUUUGGGCCGGCCAAGACCUACGGUGCCACAACGCAGUUGGAUAGCAGCUGGCCCAACGGAUGGGAGAAAAGGGAGGAGUACGUGCAGGAGGAAGGACAAGAUAUGUACCACUAUAAGCAAACGGAGGACUAUUCAUAACAUAAAGUUACAUUCUAGAUAUAUUUUGUAGUGUUUGUGUUGAAAUUCCAUUGUGGUUGUUUGCACAAAAAUAUAUUAAGUUUUAAAACAAGCAAAAAGUGGUGUAAAAAGUUGUAAAACAUAUCAAAUAUGGCAGGUUGUAAUGUAUAAAUGAAUAUUUAUUUCAAAUAGUGCAAUCUGUAUAAAGUAGUGCAUUAUUGCCUCCAUCCUGGCCUACCCAUGAUACAAAAUUUAAGAACAGUGUAUGUUGUAAUGACCAAAACUAUAUAUGGCAAAAACGAUACUCGCUCUCACAAUAUUUGCCAGUGUCGUAGCAACACAUUUUAGUGCCAUAUGGAGAAGAGAAACCAUUAACCCUUUAGUUCAAGGGUUGCAAGGUAUAUUUAUAAAGUAUUUAUAUUCUGAAAAAUGUAAAUAAAUUAUGAACAGUAUGUUAAUAGGCUUUUAGUAGACAACAUUAAUAGAAUGCUAAUAAAAUGUGUGAAUUUUGUUCACUUAUAGGCACUUUCUUAUUGCAUGACCAAUGCUUUAUAUACAUAUAUACAGUAUAUAUAUAUAUAUAUGUAUAUAUAUAGAGAGAGAGAGAGAGAGAUAAAUAAAUUAUAUAUAUAUAUAUAUUUAAUUGAUAUAUUUAAAUAUAUAUAUAAACUUAGUUAUGCUUAGGUAACAUACUGUAAAGCAGCCCUUAAACUAAAGUGUCGCAGCAAAACCAACAUUUCUAUUGCAAUAUUAGGUGCAAUUGCUCCCCAUGUCUGGAGACAAAAAUCUUUUUCAACAAGUUUGCUUUAUUUGGGGAUGUUAAUUCAACUGAACUCAAUGUCAGUGGGUUUUUUUUUUAUUUUUUUUAACAGUUUUGGUGGGAUAGGAAUUAGCUUGUCUUACAGCAGGAGACCAUAUUUCAAAUUACGCAGCUGCAAUUAUAGGGACUGUGUUGCAACACCAGUUCUGAAAGUUGAGUGUUUCAAUGAAAUGAAGAGAAUUUAGUAAUUUAUUUAGUAAUUAAGUAUUUUUUUAGUUUCUUUAUUUAUUUACUUACUUAAUUAUUUUUUAUAGAUGGGAGCCAAUGCAUUUUAAAAUGUGAACUGCACGCAGGUAAAUACUGAAAUAAUCUAUUGGAUUAUUUCUGGGUUUAAAGCACAGUCUGCAAUUUUUAUAAUGAUCGUGUUUAGCAGCUACUCUUAAAAACGUGUCUGAGGACCGUUUGUUUUUUAAGCAGAUAAUAACACAGAGCUCAGACUCUCGUGGAAAUACAUGGGUCAACAUUCAUUUGAGCCAAGGGGUUUGAAACGCCAGUUUGCACAAAAAAACCAAAGGUAACAUCUAGCAUAGGAUUGUAGAAGGUUCAUCGUUAAUAAAAUUCACUUGAGCUUCUCUCUGUCUGUUUCCAUCUUUCUAAUAUUGCAGCAGUCGGUGUACAAAGCAAUAAACCCAUUCAGAAAAAAAAAAGAAAAAAAUAAAGAAAUUUGUGUCAUCCACUCUUCGAGAACAUGCGUAACACAAAUGUAGCUUGUUGUACUUGUUCUUUUGGGAUUGUGUAAAAUGUAAUGGAAGCCUUGAAUGAGUCAGCUGCCUCGGCCGAUGUCCACAGAGCUCCAAGUGUGGUCAGUGCCCUAUAAGAAUUCAUUCACAACAACCAUGUUAUUGUUCUUUAUGUUCUAAGUGAAUUUUUGAAAGGGUGUUUCCUUUUUAUUUUGGAAUGUAUUGUGUUAGUGGUUGGAGUCUCGACUCCUUUCUCCCAUAAUCUGCAAUAUGGUAAUGAUUGAGGAUUAAAAAAAAUGUUUUCUGCUCAACUCUAGACUCCAUCUUUGCUCAAAAGUGAUGUGACGUGAAGUUUCCUUGCCUUUUUAGCUGUGUUUAAUGGGGAGGUGUGGAUUGUGUCACAUUUGUUGCUGUCAAAAAGUGUUAUUAAAAGGUUCUGUCUUACAUUUUUCUAUAAAAAAGAAAAAAAGAAAAAGAAAAAACAAAAAAUGUAAAAUUAAA
This is a messenger RNA of Polypterus senegalus (gray bichir), 5128 nucleotides long. RefSeq names its product vesicular glutamate transporter 2. Gene Ontology annotation, cellular component: excitatory synapse; synaptic vesicle membrane. Gene Ontology annotation, molecular function: neurotransmitter transmembrane transporter activity; L-glutamate transmembrane transporter activity. Gene Ontology annotation, biological process: regulation of synapse structure or activity; neurotransmitter loading into synaptic vesicle; transmembrane transport. Lineage: Eukaryota; Metazoa; Chordata; Cladistia; Polypteriformes; Polypteridae. The transcript has 12 exons. Bases 1397 to 3148 code for a protein of 583 amino acids. The record is from RefSeq and is a predicted model, not a curated record.